AUGGACUUAGAAGACCGGAGAAUCCGUCGUAAAACACCAAAAAUCAAAUGUCACGAAAGAAAAAACAACCGUAAAGAAACGUAUAAUUGGAAGACCAAAGGAAAAAUAAAGUGCCCGGACAAAGGGACGACGAAAAUCCAAAAACCUGCUCAGAUCAACCCUCUAAUGACGAUACUGAUGAGUUCCCGGCCUCAACUUGACCAACCAACCAGCGACGCGACUUGCACCGAGAGAGUGCCUUUGACUUCAUACAGGACCGUGGUGCUGGAACUUCCCGAAAACUUGCAGUACAAACCUGCUGUAAAGAAGUCAGCUCUUGCCUACAAAUUAACAGCCCGCAAAUGCGUCGUGCCCGAUCCUAAUAAAUUGAAAUUGAGCUUGAGAUGGUAA
Molecule: messenger RNA, 390 nt
Organism: Macrosiphum euphorbiae (potato aphid)
Lineage: Eukaryota; Metazoa; Arthropoda; Insecta; Hemiptera; Aphididae
Source: the annotation of a GenBank genome assembly